GCAACAUCGCCGAAGUGGUCGCUCCCACUGUGGUCUACGGAUGUACAGGAAUUGCGCUCAUCCUGUACAUUUCGCUGCGAACCUUCGGCCGUGUGGAUGUCUUCCUCGGCACAGGCGAAGACUUGAAGCGUGUCUACAGGCAGAUGGCGACGGCACAGCGGGCUCCCAACCCCCCAUCGUGGGCCUUCGGUGGAAACUGGCAGUUUGUGCCGUGGAUUGUCUACAACCU
This is a messenger RNA of Symbiodinium necroappetens, 229 nucleotides long. Lineage: Eukaryota; Dinophyceae; Suessiales; Symbiodiniaceae. The record is from the annotation of a GenBank genome assembly.